GUCCGUUUAUUACAACAAACCGGUGGCAAGAAAUUCAGUCUACGGAAAUACGCAGAGCCAACCGGAGUUCAUUGUUCAAGGGAGUUAAAUUUAUAUCUUAAAAAUGAGAGAAAUCGUGCAUUGCCAAGCCGGACAGUGUGGAAAUCAGAUCGGAGCCAAGUUUUGGGAGGUUAUCUCCGACGAACAUGGCAUUGAUCCCACCGGUACCUACCACGGAGACUCCGACCUCCAGUUGGAGAGAAUCAACGUUUACUACAACGAGGCAACCGGCGGCAAAUAUGUCCCCAGGGCUAUCUUAGUCGAUUUGGAACCAGGGACUAUGGAUUCCGUUCGAUCAGGACCAUUUGGACAGAUAUUCAGACCCGAUAACUUCGUUUUCGGGCAAAGUGGUGCCGGAAACAAUUGGGCAAAGGGUCACUACACCGAAGGCGCAGAAUUAGUCGAUUCUGUCCUCGAUGUCGUCCGAAAAGAGGCCGAAAGCUGCGAUUGUUUGCAAGGAUUUCAGCUCACCCACUCCCUUGGUGGAGGGACUGGCUCGGGCAUGGGGACCCUGCUCAUUUCAAAGAUCCGUGAAGAAUAUCCCGACAGAAUCAUGAAUACUUUCAGUGUUGUCCCGUCUCCGAAAGUAUCUGACACCGUUGUUGAACCGUACAACGCUACACUGUCAGUCCAUCAGCUGGUCGAAAACACCGACGAGACCUACUGCAUCGACAACGAAGCUCUGUAUGAUAUUUGCUUCCGUACUCUCAAACUCACUACACCCACUUACGGCGAUCUCAACCAUCUCGUGUCGGCUACCAUGAGCGGUGUCACAACAUGCCUGCGAUUCCCUGGACAGCUGAAUGCUGACCUGAGGAAACUGGCAGUCAACAUGGUACCCUUCCCUCGUCUCCACUUCUUCAUGCCUGGCUUCGCUCCCCUCACCAGCCGUGGCUCCCAGCAGUACAGAGCCCUGACCGUCCCUGAGCUCACCCAACAGAUGUUUGAUGCCAAGAACAUGAUGGCUGCUUGUGACCCACGCCACGGCCGCUACCUCACUGUUGCUGCCAUGUUCCGUGGCCGCAUGUCGAUGAAGGAAGUUGAUGAGCAGAUGCUGAACGUGCAGAACAAGAACAGCUCAUACUUUGUUGAAUGGAUCCCCAACAAUGUGAAGACCGCUGUUUGUGACAUCCCACCACGUGGUCUCAAAAUGUCUGCUACCUUCAUUGGCAACAGCACUGCCAUCCAGGAGCUGUUCAAGCGCAUCAGCGAGCAGUUUACCGCUAUGUUCAGGCGCAAGGCUUUCUUGCAUUGGUACACUGGUGAGGGUAUGGAUGAGAUGGAGUUCACUGAGGCUGAGUCCAACAUGAAUGACUUGGUGUCUGAGUACCAGCAAUACCAGGAUGCUACCGCAGAGGAAGAGGGAGAGUUUGAUGAGGAAGAGGAAGAAGGCGAGGCUGCAUAAGAUGUCCCUCCCACCCAGCUUUCUGCUGAUUGUAACUGUUGAAGAGCACAACAAUAAUAAAGUUUAACUAAAUAAA
Messenger RNA from Nematostella vectensis (starlet sea anemone), 1520 nucleotides. Its product is annotated as tubulin beta-4B chain. Bases 104 to 1444 code for a protein of 446 amino acids. The transcript has 5 exons. Gene Ontology annotation, biological process: mitotic cell cycle; microtubule cytoskeleton organization. Gene Ontology annotation, cellular component: cytoplasm; microtubule. Gene Ontology annotation, molecular function: GTPase activity; structural constituent of cytoskeleton; GTP binding. The record is from RefSeq and is a predicted model, not a curated record. Lineage: Eukaryota; Metazoa; Cnidaria; Anthozoa; Actiniaria; Edwardsiidae.